GGCGGCGGGUGGAGGAGGCGGCGGGUGGAGGAGGCGGCGGCGGGAUGGAGGGGCUCAUCCCGCUGGUCAACCGGCUGCAGGACGCCUUCGCGGCGCUGGGCCAGAACUGCCUGCUCGACCUGCCACAGAUCGCGGUGGUGGGCGGGCAGAGCGCCGGCAAGAGCUCCGUGCUGGAGAACUGCGUCUCCAGGGAUUUUCUUCCACGAGGUUCUGGAAUUGUGACAAGACGACCAUUGGUCCUGCAACUCAUCACUGCCAAAACAGAGUAUGCUGAAUUUCUGCACUGCAAAGGGAAGAAAUUUACUGAUUUUGAUGAAGUUCGUCAGGAAAUCGAAGCAGAAACAGAUAGAGUAACAGGAAUGAACAAAGGCAUUUCUUCAAUUCCUAUUAAUUUAAGAGUAUAUUCUCCACAUGUCUUAAGCCUGACCCUUAUUGAUUUGCCGGGAAUCACUAAAGUGCCAGUAGGGGAUCAGCCUCCAGAUAUUGAGCAACAGAUCAGAGACAUGAUAAUGCAGUUCAUAUCCCGGGAAAACUGUCUCAUCCUGGCUGUGACUCCAGCGAACACUGAUCUGGCCAACUCUGAUGCCCUGAAGCUGGCGAAGGAAGUGGACCCUCAGGGCCUUAGGACCAUUGGUGUGAUCACAAAAUUGGAUCUGAUGGAUGAAGGAACAGAUGCGAGAGAAGUUCUAGAAAACAAACUACUCCCUCUUCGUAGAGGUUAUAUUGGUGUUGUAAACAGAAGCCAGAAGGACAUUGAUGGGAAGAAGGACAUAAAAGCAGCUCUUCUAGCAGAAAGGAAAUUCUUUCUUUCCCACCCGUCCUACAGGCACAUGGCAGAUCGGAUGGGAACGCCGUAUCUCCAGAAAGUUCUAAACCAGCAACUUACCAAUCAUAUUCGGGAUACUCUGCCAGCCUUCAGAAGCAAACUCCAGAGCCAACUGCUUUCUAUAGAACAUGAAGUAGAGGUAUACAAAAACUUCAGACCAGAAGAUCCAACCAGAAAAACAAAAGCCUUGCUGCAGAUGGUACAACAGUUUUCAGUGGACUUUGAAAAAAGAAUCGAAGGAUCAGGAGAUCAAGUUGAUACACUAGAACUUUCAGGAGGUGCCAAAAUCAACCGAAUUUUCCAUGAACGUUUUCCUUUUGAACUAGUGAAGAUGGAAUUCAACGAGAAGGAACUGCGGAGAGAAAUAAGUUAUGCCAUCAAGAACAUACAUGGUAUCAGAACAGGUUUGUUUACUCCAGAUAUGGCGUUCGAAGCCAUUGUUAAAAAACAGAUAGUUAAGCUGAAAGGACCUUGCUUAAAAAGUGUGGAUCUGGUGAUGCAAGAGUUAAUCAACACUGUCAAGAAGUGCACUAAAAAGUUGGCAACUUAUCCAAGGUUGUGUGAGGAAACAGAAAGAAUUGUUGCGGGUUACAUUCGUGAAAGAGAAGAGAAGACCAAGGAUCAGAUGCUGCUGCUGAUUGAUAUUCAGGUUUCUUACAUCAACACCAACCAUGAAGAUUUUAUAGGCUUUGCAAAUGCCCAACAAAGAAGCAGUCAGGUUAACAAAAGUGCAGUGGGAAAUCAGGGAACCAAUCUACCGCCUUCAAGGCAAAUUGUCAUUCGGAAAGGCUGGCUGACCAUCAACAAUAUUGGCAUCAUGAAGGGAGGAUCCAAGGAAUACUGGUUCGUUCUAACCGCGGAAAGCUUGUCCUGGUAUAAAGAUGAUGAGGAGAAAGAGAAGAAAUAUAUGCUUCCUUUGGACAACUUGAAAGUGCGAGAUGUUGAAAAGAGCUUCAUGUCAAGCAAACAUAUCUUUGCAUUGUUUAACACGGAGCAGAGGAAUGUUUACAAGGAUUACCGUUUCCUUGAGCUAGCCUGUGACUCCCAAGAGGAGGUGGAUAGCUGGAAGGCAUCUCUGCUACGAGCCGGUGUCUAUCCUGAUAAAUCCUCAGGGAGCAACAAAACUGAAAAUGAGGAGAAUGGCCAAGCAGACAAUUUUUCAAUGGACCCCCAGCUGGAGAGACAGGUGGAGACAAUUCGAAACCUUGUGGACUCCUACAUGUCUAUUAUUAACAAAUGUAUCCGAGAUUUGAUACCGAAAACAAUCAUGCAUCUUAUGAUCAAUAACGUAAAAGAAUUUAUCAACGCAGAGCUCCUGGCUCACUUGUAUUCUUCUGAGGACCAAAACACUCUGAUGGAGGAGUCGGCUGAGCAGGCGCAGCACCGGGAUGAGACGCUCCGCAUGUACCAGGCACUGAAGGAAGCCCUGGCAAUCAUUGGGGACAUCAGCACUAGCACUGUCUCAACCCCUGCUCCCCCUCCCGUGGAUGACUCGUGGCUUCAGCAGGCCCGCAGAUCACCUCCUCCAAGUCCCUCAACUCCAAGGAGACCGACAUUAAACAAUCCCCCAACCAGACCUUUAUCUGGCCGAGGACCAGCUCCUGCAAUCCCAUCUCCAGGCCCUCAGUCGGGGGCUCCCCCGGUCCCGUUCCGCCCAGGACCACUUCCUCCAUUCCCAAGUGCUGGAGAAGCCCAUGGAGGACCUCCCCAGGUUCCCUCCCGGCCCACCCGGGCUCCUCCCAGUGUCCCAAGUCGAAGACCACCCCCUUCACCUACUCGGCCCACUGUAAUUCGUCCGUUAGACUCAUCCCUGUUAGACUAAAAGGAGUUUCUGGCAUGUCAUUCAUUGUUAACCAAAUAUGUGGAACAAAUUGCUUGAUAACUGUCGCAAUAACCAAUGUAUAGUCGCAUGUAUGGACAUCUAUAGGCAAGUAACCAAUAUACUCUCUGUCCAUUCUGCAUUGUUUAUGAGGUCUUAAAUGUUUUGGGAAGGUCUGUGCUGCCUUGACUUUUCCUUUUGCAAUAACUGGUGUUAGCUAACUUACUGACACGUAUCUUCACCCAGGCAACUGUGCUCACUGUCCUCUACAGCAAAUGGAGGGCUUGACUUUGUGUAUGUUUGUGCAUGUGUUGAUUUGAUCUCCUGCUUUUUUCCUCUUAUCUGAAAGGAAUAUUGCUUUUAUUUGUACCUUCCAAGUUAUCUAUCAUUUAGAAUUAGAGUUAUGCCAAUUUUCUCUUGUAAUGGAUAAACUGGGCAAAGAAAAGCCAUGUGAUUUCUUACCAAGCUCUUCUGAAGGCCCCACACUUCCAUGUCUCCCUUGAAAGAAGCUUGCUUCUCCUAUAAAUUCUCCUUAUCCAAAGUCUAGUGUUAAGGGUUGUUGUUAAACAAGAAGGGUGUGUGUGGGACAGCACGUUUCACUUUAUUUCCACACUGGCAGCUGACAUGCCAGGUUGGUUGGGUUGGUAAGGACCAGGCUGCUGCCCCAGCUCACAGGGCUUGGUGUGGAGCUGCCUGACCCUGCAGCAAGGAUGGGAAAGGGUGGUUUGAAGAGCCAGCACAUGACAGAGCAGUGUGUCCUAGCUUGCUUUGUCCUCCUCUAGUGCUUGCUCACACUUACACUCCCACUCAAGGGAAGCCCUGGGCAUAUGUGAGUGCGUAUAAAUGUGCUGUGUGGCAGGAUCCCGGGAACCGAGCGCUGCUUUUGGCCAUUUUAUGGAACAGAAGGGGAUAUAGAUACAGAUAUAUACAUAUAUGCACAGCUGGACAUGGGCUACCACUCCUCUGCCCACUGUGUGAGCCAAUUCACAGAGCUCCGGCCCAGACUGGCAGCUGAGCUUCCCAAGGGUCUGGUUUGGAUUUGAGAUAUUUGCGAUAUUUUGUCGUGCCAGUUGAUAAAGUUCCCCCUGUAUGAAUAUUUUCUUUUUGGAUCACUUGGUCCUGCACACCUUGUUUUAGGGUUGCUUUAUCCAUCUAGCUUCUUGGAAGUGCUCAGCUGUGCAUCCUGGCAAUGGAUUAUUUUAGCAGCUGCUCACUUGCAGAGGUCCUCUCUGCCUCUUGUUUUGCACAUUAUAUAUUAAUGUGUUAUAAAAACCUUUUGUCUUAACUGCAUUACUUCACUUUAAACACUUAGGGUCAGCGUCACCCUUAAAGCUUAAAAUUUACUGAGUUAAGAGAAUUAAACUAGAGAGGAAUUUGGCCUUGUUCCUUCAGAAAAUGUGAAUUGCUGCUAUUGCAAUUAUGGUUACAGAUCCCUAGGCAAAGCAAUUGGUGGUUUCAAAGGCCCUCAGUAUAAUCAGUCUAAUAAAUGUAUUUAUUGAAACUGCAUGUAGGGCUCCAGUAUGCUGUAGCCCCUUGGUUAGGAAGAAUCCAAUCAAAGAGCAACAACCAAUUGGGAUUUAGCCUAUUAAAUAUUCCCAGGCUGCUGAUUAGCUGUGCUCACCACUGCAGCAAAUUGUGUUUCAGCUUGCAUAAGAGAGACAUGCUUGGGAAAGCAUGAUGAUUUGUAUGUUAGCUUAACUUUAAUUUCCUGUCAACCUCAUACUUGUGAGACAUGCCUGGGGAGUGUAGAGGUCACAUCUGAUGCACAGUGAAGAUGGAGUUUGUCAGAGCACCAGCAUCUUGGUGAUCUCAGAAAUUGCUUAAGUGGCUGGUGUUUGUUUGGGGAACAGGCUCAGAUCUCCAACACCAAGUGCACAGAAUCAGCUUUCAAGGAAGAAGAAGGUUACAAACACAACUACAGUCAUAGUGAUUUUUACUACAAAAAAGAAAACAUAUAUUUUUAUGAUUUUUCUUGUGUUCUACACAGUUUUCCACUGCUCAGUGUUCUCUGCUGUAACCUGUAAUGCAUCUGUUGGAUAUAUUUUUAUAAAUAGCCAUAGCAGUCCAUGCUGCUGCCUUGCAAGCAAACCUGUAUGUAGUUUAUCAGAUCUCUGUUACUGACUGGCAGCUGCCUGCUGAUAGAAAGCCAAGCAUAGUGCCUCAGCCACAGAAAGUGACUUUAAUCCCAAAUUUUUAUAUUCAUUCAGUGAUAGAAAUGUUCAUGACUAGGCUGGAUGGGGUUCUGAGCGACCUGGUCUGGUGGAAGGUGUUCCCCCAUGGCAGGGCGGCUGGAACAAGAUGAACUUUAAGGUCUCCUCCAGCUCAAUCCAUGCUGUGGAUGCAAGACCGUGGUCUGGGUUUAUCCCACCAUACCCCGUACACUCAGCUUUGUUGUCCAAGGUCCCCUUUGGUCAGUGGGAAGAGACAUCACCUCUAGGAGGUGAUUCAGACCAGUGUGGCUACACAGAACUCGAGGGUGGUAAUGCCUCAAUUAGAUGACAGAGAUCCUGGCCUAAAAACAUGUUUUUAAAUUCUCUGUACUUGAGACUCCUUAAUUUACUUUAAUGACUGUUUCUGCCAAGCAUAAGGAAGUAGGUAGCACAAUUCAGCACUGUCCUUAACUCUGCCCCCCAAGAAACUGUAUUUCUCAGCAGAAUUGUAAAUGAAGCUCUCAAGGGUGGAUUUACCCAAAAGAGGAGGAGGAGGCAGUGAGGCGCCAGCACCAUCUGCUUCUGUGCUCGAUGCCGAGGUCGUGGGACACAGCUGCACAGCCCUCCUUCCUCUGCAUCCUCAUCCAGAUCACAUCUAAAUCUGGCCCUGUGCCCUAAAUGCAACACUUUUAGGUGUGCAGGUUAAUAAAUAACUGUGAGCACAGAUCCAGAGUUCAAUAAUUUCACCUCUUCUUGCGUAUAUGCUUUUCAGAAUAAACUAUGUAGAAUUGUUUCUAGGAAAAACACUAAGAGCUUCUCAAGAAAUUGCCACAUCCAAUUGAGUAAGUACUGUCCUCCAACCUUGGCCCACUUCCUCCUGCUCUGCAGUGCCUGGAAUGGGUUUGUUUGUCCCGCUCACUCCUGAAGCUGACGAGUCGUGCCAGUCCUGUCCCUUGUUCUCAGAGGAGCAGCCUUGGCAGCAACUCCCUCCCUGCCCAAAGGACAGCAGGAUGAGCACCUUGUGGAUCUGCUAGAGGGACUGGCUUCUCACACUGGCCAUUGCCCCCUCUGCAGACCCACUUACCCAGGAUGAGCCAGGUCUGAACUCUCUAUCAGAGAAAAGGCAGGUUGCUCUCCCUUUCUUUGAUUCCCUCUGGCAAAGCUCAGAAGACUGUCAGGGAGGAGUGGAGCACUAAUUAAGCAACAGCGACGUUUCUGAUCUUAUGUGAGGUACAUAAUAAUGAUCUGGGUGACGUAGUUGUUAAAUUUCAGGAGGGUGCUCUUCUAGUAUUGCAAUUAGGCUCAGCCUGGGUCUGUGCAUAGAAAACAUGUUCCACCUCACCUUGCCAUGGCUGACCAACAGCUGAGGAGCUUGUGAAUGCCAUAAAUAGCUCUCGGCCUUGGAGCUCAAGGGAUCUCAUGUUAGGGUUAAAAAGAUUGUAUGUUCCACAAAAAGGUUUAUGUACAUAGUUAAUGUGUGUUUAUUUUAUUGCUGAUCUUGUUGCACUUUCUGAGCAAGCCUUGUAAAAGUAGAUUAUUUAUUAUAUUAAAGGAGAUACAUUAUUAUACAUUAUGGCAUUUCAUGUUAAAGCAUAACAUAGAAAAUAUUAUCCUCUCUGUUGCAGACAGCUACACUAACCAUGAUGCACAUAGCAUAUGGAGAUUACUGGCUAGUUCUGUCUUUCUGUCUUAAAAUAGUCCAAACCUCCUGAAUUGAGGGCAGACCUACUUUGCUCCUGUGCCACCAGAAGGCAUCCAGCCUGCUGGUGCCCCUGCAGCACAGCUCCUCCCACUGUGCCACUGAACAUCCUCCUGGGGCUCCAGUAGAACAGCUCCCUUGUGUAAAUGAAUGUUACUCUGCCUGUCUUUCCUCUUGCUUUGUCUGCAGGCGAGCUGAUACCGAUGGCUCCUCCCGUCCAGACAGUCCUCCACUCUUGCUUGAUCUAUGAUUUGUCCCGUCUUGCCGGCCGUUUGCUUUACUGCUGUCUCUUUACUUUUCCAGGACGGGGUAAACGAUGACUUCUUUUUGUAAGAAGCAAACGCUUAAUUUCUUUCUGAUUUUUAUGCUCUGUGUGUUAAUGCCCUACUUCAUAUGAGACAAAACAUCUGCCUUUGGUUUCAUAAUCUGUAAAUGGUUCCUGGUGUUGACCUUUGAGCACAGCCAGUCGAUUCCCGAAACCAUGGUCAUUACUGAGCAUCACAUGCACCUGCUGUAAAAAUGUUCUGCUGCAUUUCUGAACCUGAAAUAAACUGUAAUUCUUGAUGGGCUUUUAUUAUUACUUUCUGGAUGUGCAUGAGUGGUCUUCUGUCUCUCGCACCAUCAUCUCAGCAUUCCACACUCUGCCUGGGUCGGGACUGCAGGGAGGAUUUAUCAGAGAUGUGUGUUGCAUCUGGAUCACUGGAGAUGUCAUUAAAGGGGAGACAGGGAAGAUGUAACCCUUUGGGAAACAUUCAGCCUGUUCCCUUGCAAGGGGCUUGGAGUGCUGCAGAGAUGUUUUGCUGGGAAAUGGAUGAAUGUUUUUCAAGCAGUACCUGGGAUUCACUUCAUUGCUGGGGAAAGCACGUUUUGGGGAGAUUCAGAGCUAAGCAGAAGGCUAGACUGAGUCCUCCAGAGUGGGAGCUGGAGUUAAAAUGUGCCUGUGUAUGUGUUAUGUCUGGAAGGGAUUUCCCCCUAAAGUGGUUGUGUAUGAAUGUGCAGAUGUCUUGAUUACUCAGUUCCUCCUUCAGAUCAGUAUGAGCCAAGUAGCUGCAGUCGGUGCUUGGAGAUGGUCUCUAUGGCACAACAGCUUCCUGUGGGAGCACUGCAGUCGCUGAGUUGGUCCUUAGGUUUUGGGAAAGUAGGGAGCAAAAGGUGGGAUGAGCAAAGCAGGAACACCCUCGUUGUAUUCCCUUGGUUGCUGUAAUGUUUGGAGGUGUGUCAUCAGUGGCUGUUCCUGAGGGCAGUGUGUGCACUCCCCCUCAGUGAACAGCAGCGUCACACGUGUCCCCUCUGGCUGAGUACCUUACGUACCCCACAGGAGUUUGGUUACAGGCAUUUGGAGUUUGGUUCAGCUUUGGUCAGAGCUGAGUCCUUUGUGCUGGGUAACAGGAGGAGCGUCUGCUCCUCUCCAACCACUUCACUGGGCCAUUGCUGCCAAGGGUCUCCUGCUAUGCUUGGCAGGUGCCAUCACCCACAUUUUUAACUUUUCCCAGCAACGUCCCCUCCAGAUACCCCAAUCCACCCUGCAGGCCAUCCUGUUUGAUCAUUCCCCAUUUCAUCAGAAUCUCUACUGCAAGAACAGUGUUUGAAGCAGAUAGUGGUGAGAAUUUUAAAGCUGGCUGGGGAAGAGCUCUUCCAGAGGAUAUUAUUUGCUGCAAGAAAAUUAGAAAGCCUGUGACCAGCGACCUCCACACCUGUGAUGUGAUUGUCCCAGUUCUCUGGCGCCAGCAAGUCAGAUGGGAAGUGGUGAGGAUGAAAGCUGAGGCUGUGCUGAUGGCCAGCUGAUUCUAAUCUCACUCUUGCUCUUUUCUUUAAUAUACAUGUUCUGUGCCUUUUUCUCUUAACUCAUUUAAUUAAGAUAAUUUUGUGUAUGAGUAUUUUUAUUAUAUCUUGACCUUUUGUUUUAAAUCUCUCCCCUCUGUGAAUUUUGGGUUAUUUUUUGUUUUUUUCCUAGGCGACCUCCACGAGCUGUUCCAGGAAGAUCAUCCUAACACACACAUUUCUUUUGUGUUACAUGCAAGGUCUUUUUUUAUUUUUUUUUUGUCCAAAAUUACCUUUAAUUUGCACUAGCCUACUUGUAAAUGAAAGAUUUUAUUUUCGGAUGUCAAUGAUAAGCCUGGAUGUAAAGCAAAUAAAAUUCUGACUACAAAA
Molecule: messenger RNA, 8645 nt
Organism: Corapipo altera (White-ruffed manakin)
Lineage: Eukaryota; Metazoa; Chordata; Aves; Passeriformes; Pipridae
Gene: DNM3
Product: dynamin 3
Exons: 22
Coding region: 45-2648 (867 amino acids)
Cellular component (GO): cytoplasm; membrane; microtubule
Molecular function (GO): GTP binding; GTPase activity; microtubule binding
Source: RefSeq, a predicted model, not a curated record